Messenger RNA from Aureobasidium namibiae CBS 147.97, 297 nucleotides. RefSeq lists its product as uncharacterized. NCBI's taxonomy places the organism in Eukaryota, Fungi, Ascomycota, Dothideomycetes, Dothideales, Saccotheciaceae. Bases 1 to 297 code for a protein of 98 amino acids. The transcript has 2 exons. The record is from RefSeq and is a predicted model, not a curated record.
AUGUCUUUCCUCGGAGGUUCAUCUGCCCCUACGGGCGCCAGCCAAACCCAGGCCAUCAAGCAACAAGUCGCACAAGAAGCCGCCGUCGCAAACGCAAGACAGCUCGUCGAGAAACUCAACGAACACUGCUUCGAACGCUGCAUCCCCAAACCCGGCUCUUCGCUGUCGUCGGGCGAGUCGACCUGUUACUCUCAGUGCAUGGAAAAGUACAUGUCGGCCUGGAACGUCGUGUCCAAGCAAUACAUCAAUCGCAUACAGAGAGAGGCUGGUUCUGGAGGCGGUGGUCUGAUGAUGUAA